AUGUCCCGCUUUGAGCGAUUGCCUCAGGCCAUCCGCCGUAAGAUCCUUGGGCACCUACUCAUCACCGAACGUGUGCGACAGCUGCCGAACAAAUCGCUCGUCGAGGACUAUGCUUUUGAGUUGAGUGUGCUGCGACUCAACAAUGCUAUCAACAAAGAUGCCAUGAACGUGCUGUACGUCCAUAACGGCUUCGUCAAGGUCAAUUGGUUUUUUGAUCAGGCUCAGACGGCAUUGACCAAUCACGAAGUUCCUUUCUUCAAGCUCGGGAACUCGUGCGUUCACCACAUCGCCGAGAUCACUAUCACAUCGGACAAUUCCUUCUUGCUCGUACUGGAUGAUAUGGCAAAGUUCACUCGUCUUCUCCGUAUCCUCGACUUCGCCAACUUUAUGAGCUUCCAUUUCGACUUCAAGCUGCGUCAGCCACCUCUGCGUUCUUCUGCACCGACACUAGUGGAGCAAGAGAAGCUACUACUGCCCUUUGCGUGCGUCCGUGGUGGCGCCAUGGUCCAAAAGGUGACAAUGACCGGUGCGUUCAAUCCUGCCCUCGAGGCGCGCAUUAAAGAAGCCAUGACCCAGAAGGUUUCCUGGCUUCGUGGUGGCGCUUGGGAGCUUCACGACCUCACACUCUCUAUCAAACGCAUGGGUGACUUCGCAUGGCGAAUCGGCAACGCAGAUAUGGCACUCGCCAAGUACGACGACGCGCGCAACUUCGACAAGCAAGCGUGGGAUCAGAAUACUAUGAUGAUGAAUGUCGACCACAAAGUUCAUGAGGCUUUGCUUCGAGUUCACUGCACCAUGUGGACUGACAUCGCGUUGCUCAUGCUUACAGAUAUGGCUAUGAAAGUCAUGGGCAAGCGGGGCUACGAGGCUGUUCCGAACAUGACAACUCACAUAGAGGAUGCCAUCAAAUCCAACAAGAGGGGAGAGAUCGUCGUGCCCCAUGCAAUCAUUGCUCGGUUCUACAACAUCCUCGGUGUCGCGCAGUUGGGUCUUGGUCAUGCCGUCAAAGCAGGAGGAGCCUUUGCUACAGCCUACAAGACGAGUCCCCAGCAGCUUGCCAAAGACGGACACCAAGUCGCGAAAGAAUGGCGAGGUUUGAGCAAGAGGGCCCGCGAGAAGCGUCUCAACCUCCUCCUCGCCGCUUUACCCAAAGAGCCUCUCGACAUCCCUGACAUGCAAGAAUAUCUAACGCCUGAAGUUGCUUCUGAACACUGGGUUAUGCGCAAGCUUGGUCAUACAGGCCCCAUCCCCUACGAAGACAAAAUCAAACCUGCUGUCGCCAUCGUCAUGACUAUGAAACCGCACCCAAACAAAGCUUCACCCGGUCCUCGUACCGCACGUAUCGGAGAGGUGUGCCCGGAAGUCCUACAGAAGCAUGUCGAGAAGUUCCGCAAGAGGACCAACCAUCCUUUGGCCAAGGGUAGGUUGAUCUGUUGGGUCGCCCUGAACGCGGGUGAGAUUGACGAGCAGAGCAUAUGGGAUGACAAUUCCGAGCAAGCUUCUGCUCUGGAGAGUAUGGGUCGCAACGACUGCGCUAUGCAAUAA
Dothidotthia symphoricarpi CBS 119687 is the source of this 1545-nucleotide messenger RNA. RefSeq lists its product as uncharacterized. Lineage: Eukaryota; Fungi; Ascomycota; Dothideomycetes; Pleosporales; Dothidotthiaceae. The record is from RefSeq and is a predicted model, not a curated record. The transcript has 3 exons. Bases 1 to 1545 code for a protein of 514 amino acids.